CUCGCCUGAGCGCGCUCCUCUGUCGGCUCACUAACUGGGUGUCGGCGUGAACGUCGGGAAGCUGUGAAUGAACAUUAAUGUGGAAUCUAAUGUGCUUUUCGCGCCGGAUGGUUUUCCUCGGCCAUUUCAUUUCUGCUUCGGAAGCCGGGCACUGAGCAAUAGUGGUGAGGUGAUGGCAGAUUUGGCAGGCAGCACAGAUCUCAGCAGAUGGUCUGCUGCACACUGAACCGACCAAAAGCAGCAAAACAUCGAAGGAUAGACAGAAUGGAUUUCUUUAAUUGGACCGAAGGAGCCUUCGCUACAAACAGCAGCAGUUAUGACUCCUUUGAGACCACAACACUCCCUCCCAGUAAAAUCCUGCUAACAAUAACCCUUUCUGUUGUUGCCGUACUAACUACAUUCUUUAACUGUCUGGUGAUCACAGCUAUUGCUGUCACCCGCAAGCUACAUCACCCAGCCAACUACCUCAUCUGCUCGUUAGCGGUGACUGACCUGUUGGUGGCUGUGCUGGUCAUGCCCUUCAGCAUAAUCUACAUCCAGAAUGAAAAAUGGAUCAUGGGCGAGGUGGUGUGCACCAUUUGGUUGAGCAUAGACAUUGCGUGUUGUACCUGCUCAAUUCUUCAUCUCGCUACAAUCGCCAUUGACCGCUACAGGGCCAUCACGGAUGCUGUGGAGUAUUCACGCAAGCGCACAGGAGCCAGGGCUGGUGCCAUGGUGGCAGUAGUGUGGCUCUUGUCCAUUCUCAUUUCACUUCCUCCACUACUCUGGCGACACUACAGCGAUGACGAAGAGCAUAAGGAUCAAUGCAUCAUCAUCCACCACCACAUGGCUUUCACUCUUUAUUCCACACUUGGAGCGUUUUAUAUUCCUCUAAUGCUCAUUCUGAUCCUCUACUACAAAAUCUACAAGGCCGCUCAGACACUUUACAUGCGCAGAGAGGCUAGCAGAGCUAGCCGUCACUCAUGCAUGACCAACGGGAGCAUGAUUCCUUCAUCCUGUCCUGCUGGAGACAGCGAUGGCGAUGGUGGUCCUCGGAGUCCAGAGCCCAUAAGUCCACCGGAAAAGUCCUUCUCUGAGCCUUCUACUGAGGAAACGCCACGUGAACGGGUGCGAGCCUCCAAAAAAGUUUCCCAAAGCAAGUCACUCAGGCAUGACUCGAGGAGCGAGUCGCGUCGAAGCCAAAUUUACCAAGCGCCCCGAAUUUCAGGCUCACGGGAACGAAAGGCGGCAUCCACACUGGGGUUAAUAAUAGGGGCCUUUGUUAUCUGCUGGCUGCCAUUUUUUGUCAAGGAGGUGAUCGUCAACACUUGUGGUUCAUGCAACACUUCUAUCGAAAUGGCAGAUUUUCUUACGUGGUUGGGCUACCUUAACUCUCUGAUCAACCCCCUCAUCUACACCAUCUUUAAUGAGGACUUUAAGAAAGCUUUCCAAAAACUUAUUAGAUGCAGUCAUUACCUCUGAUGCUUAGUCAUGCAUGAUCAAGCUCACACACCAUUUAACAAACAUAUAUAACAAAAAGAGAACAAAAGUAACGGCUUCAGUCAGAGAAUACUAACCGGACACUAAAUCAAUAUACCAAGAGGAAAAGGAAAUAAACAAGAAAAAAAAAAGGCUGAUUCCCAUUUUCCGAAUUGAUGUUAACUACUUCAACAAACUAAAUGGCACCCCAUCUCACUGAUGGGUAUUGGUUUAAAGUUCAACACUGAAGUCCAGCCUGUACUAUUUAUAGAGCAGCCCAAUAUCUCUCUAAUAUUAAUUGGUGUGUGUGAAAGGACGCUGACAUGUUGGUUUUGAAAUACAAGGCAACUGCUGACAUUUCUGAGGUCUGGGUUCUGAGCAUUAGAGAUUAGCCCUAUUUAAAGGUCUAUAAAUAGCUGACCAUCAUGUCCGAUCCAUCUAAUAAAUUCACUUUUGUCAGCUGGACACUGCUGGCUAAAAUAUGUCAUGUGUAAAAUACCACAAAUUACCAAGUCAUUGUUUUAUAUGGUCAUGGUAUUAAAAAAACAACUUUUUUUUCUCACUUUCACUCUCAUCAUCAACAAGAAUAUCUUUUUGUGUUAUAUUUGUUUUGCAAAACCUUUGAACAAAUUUGAACAUGUUAUUCUCACUUUAAUAAUUUAAAAUGUCUUAAAGUUAUGGAAAUAUUCUAUGGGUUUUAUAAACUUCACUAUGCUGCAUCUUAACAUCCUGUGGUUUUAAACAGACAAGGUUAACAUUCAGAUAAUGUUUGUAAAGUAUUUGAAGGGUAAUUCUCUGCUUUCAGAACUAUGGAUGCCCCAAUGAAGCUAUUUAUGGUAGAUACUGUCCUUAUGCAUUAUAAAUAAAUGGAUACAAUUUAUCUUAAAAGAUUUUUACUUCAAUCUCUCUCACUCUCUCUCUUUCUUUCUCUGUCUCUCUCUCUGUUUGUGUCUUUCUCUCUCUUUCUCUCUGUCUUUUUCUCUCUCUUUCUGAAAACUAAAUUUCAGCUUUCCUGGCCAAAUUUGGAGCUCCUAAUAAGUGACUUAAAGUUGAGGAAAGUUUAGUGCUCUAAGAAGCGAUAAGACCUUUGAGGUCUGGCAUCUUCAGACACCUGAAAGCAGCAUCAGAUAAACUGAUUAGACACCUAACUGUUAGACUGUAUUUUUGAGUCAUACUCGUGAGGGCGAAUGUGGAUUUCAGCACAUCUGCUCCAUCCGUCUGCAAGACUGUCACUCCGGGGGGCACCAGCUGUUUUCAUUACACAGAGGCAUUUAAUUGUUGUGUUUUUACUUUUUUACUUUUUGGAAUAAUGAACUGAGCUGUAAUAAGGAUGAAAAAUAAUUUUGCUGAAUAAGUUGAAUUGUGGUUGAAGACUCAGCCCAUAUAUUUUUCUGCAUAAAAAUUGCAGUAUACCAAUUCUAUUAUUAUCAUCCUUAAGUCUCUCAACCUAAAUCAGGUUUGCCAAAUCUUACUUACCUGAAAUGAAACUACAGCUUUCCUUGUAUCUGCCCCUCUGAGACUUUGUCCACACGAUUCUUUUUCAAAAUAAAAAAAAGCUUACAGCAAAACCCUUUUUCACACAGCUGUUUGCGAUUAACCCUUCUAAACACAUGGACAAUAUUUACAUUGUAUUCUCUUUUUUUAUUGUUAGCAUAGACACAUCUAAGACUAUGUAUUAAACUGGUAUGUGAUGGCACAUGUUUUAGAUUGAGCAGAUGAGUCAUGCCAGCAAAAACGUCCAUUGUUAAGACAGGGGUUAAAGAUAUGCACCUUAUCAACAGCAGUAGUUUCCAAAAGAGAACCAUGACUCGUUGAUUUUAUGACUUGGUCAGUUGUUUACAUGACAGUGGGUACUUUUUUUUUUAAAACCUAAGCAUCUCUCACUUUUUUAAAUACCAGCUUAAUAGGUCGUGAAGGAGGGGUGGUACUCAGCUCCUGCAGUCAACCGUGUAUUACCUGGAUUGGUAGCAAAUUGAUCAUAGGGCAGCACAGAGACAAAAAAGUACAACCAACCUUGUAUUCCCACAUUCAUGAUUGAUGGCAAUGUAGAGAGAUAAAUCAGUCCAACAGUCACGUGUCCAUGUGUGGGAGGAAAGAACCCAAGCACAGGGAAAACACACAAACUCCACUCCAAAAGGCCACAAUGGGAUUGUAUCCCAGAACCCUCUUGCUGCAAGGCAACAAUGCUAACAGCUGUACCACAGUGCAGCAGGUGUGGUAGCAUAUUUCAGUGAAWUAUUAAUGCAUGUACCUCAUGUCAUUGGUGUUAUAUCUGAAAUCACACCAUCUGUGAACAGUAAACUCAAGCAUAAAAGUCUAAAUGACAUAGUGAGGUUAGGUUAUUUAUAUAGAGUCUUGAUCUUUGAGUUCAGAGAUGAAGGCUGAAGAUGAUAUCACUGUGCCAAAAGAAAUGAUUUUAGUAUCCAGACAAAGAACUGCAGAAGACUACAAGAAUGAGAUCAUCACUAUGUCACUAUUCCAUAUGAUGCAAUGUCAAUUUUAGGAAAGAAAAAGGUAAACAAUGCAGAAAAAAGCAAAGAACAAAUACAUCUAUGAGCUUUGCAAACCUUUUGGCUGUAAAUUGACUUUAUGUGAAGUAAAAAAAAAAAUUAAAAAAAAAGUAUGUGCUUAGAUAAAAUYCAAGUCUUACAGGGACCAGUAACAGUGGAUCACUACUUGCUGGAAAAUACUAGAACAAAAGAGGCAGGUGAACAUGUUGAGAAUGCAUGAGACCCAARGGUGCAUCCCGGAGCUAACCAGGCAGCCCCAGCUCAAGGUAAUAUCUGCUCAUUACAAAAUUAUUUUCUAUGCUACUUAUUUGCUCCUUUUAUAAUAUUUUUCAAAUAAAUAUUUAAAGUAAAUGUUUGUCUGAACCCUGCCCACAAACAGCUAAAAUUGCCAUAAACCUCGCCUGUCAAUGUGAGUAAAACUAGAAAACUGACAGAACAUCUGCUUGUUAGGAGUAUCAAACAGAAAGCAUUCCCUCAGCUAAGUCCGAUUUCCAUACMUUUCUUUAAAGGAGCCUUCGAGUCAAGCAUCAGUUAUAWGAAAUCUGUGUGUAAUUAUCAGGUAAUUGUUUAUAAACUUUAUGAUGUAAGCUUGCCAUUUAUGUAAGAAACUGCCUUAUUUUUACACUGUAACAUCUGCAGCAUUUCAUAUUCUAUUUUCCCAGAUAUUUUUAAUUUUAUUUAUUUAAUUCUAUUUCCCCGAAAACUGUAAACAACCCAGCCUGCUUAACGUUCACACCGCAGCCAGCACAGGGUUGAUCAAGCCUCAGAGUUACUGGCGUAGAAUUCCUCAUUAUAUUACUCCCACUCAAAUACUUGGAAUAGGACUCCUAUUUUUUACCAUCUUGAAGACAGUACGUGAUAUGUUAGGAAUGAUUGUGGAUGAGUCAAGUAUGAGGGUGUACUGUAUUCCACUGAAAUAAGAUAAGAAUAGGUGUGGAAUAUGGUUGCUUGCAUUUUUUCCAGUGUGACCAUACAUUUCUUUUGCAGUGUCCAUGUCUGAAUUACAAAAAAAAAAAAAA
This is a messenger RNA of Poecilia reticulata (guppy), 4987 nucleotides long. RefSeq names its product 5-hydroxytryptamine (serotonin) receptor 1Fa (gene htr1fa). The record is from RefSeq and is a predicted model, not a curated record. Gene Ontology annotation, molecular function: G protein-coupled serotonin receptor activity. Gene Ontology annotation, biological process: adenylate cyclase-activating adrenergic receptor signaling pathway; positive regulation of MAPK cascade. Gene Ontology annotation, cellular component: plasma membrane. NCBI's taxonomy places the organism in Eukaryota, Metazoa, Chordata, Actinopteri, Cyprinodontiformes, Poeciliidae.